Messenger RNA from Hevea brasiliensis (rubber tree), 2484 nucleotides. RefSeq names its product probable E3 ubiquitin-protein ligase ARI2. The coding region runs from base 397 to 1962 and encodes 521 amino acids. Gene Ontology annotation, molecular function: ubiquitin conjugating enzyme binding; zinc ion binding; ubiquitin protein ligase activity. The record is from RefSeq and is a predicted model, not a curated record. Gene Ontology annotation, cellular component: ubiquitin ligase complex; cytoplasm. Gene Ontology annotation, biological process: ubiquitin-dependent protein catabolic process; positive regulation of proteasomal ubiquitin-dependent protein catabolic process; protein polyubiquitination. The transcript has 6 exons. NCBI's taxonomy places the organism in Eukaryota, Viridiplantae, Streptophyta, Magnoliopsida, Malpighiales, Euphorbiaceae.
AAAUAUGAAUUGUGGGCUGAAAGGCAAAGACGGAGUGUCCCCUGUCUCCUGGCUGAGGCUGUUACGUAUCCAAAACUAAGGCCAUUAAUUCGCCGUAGAAACCCAAACAACGUCAGACAGCGUAUAACGGCGACAGUCCACUGCGCAGACGUUCAGACUCCGAACUCGGUCGGAGUUAUUAUUAAGGCCAGUUGUUUAUUUCAGAAAACACAUAAGCCAAAUCGAAACUCGAACCAACAUUGACUUGAUCAUCACCAAACACAACCCAAACAAGUAGACAAACGAAGCAACGACACACACAAAACAAAACCCUCUUCUCUUUUCCCGGAAAAUUUAUCUCAGUUUUAUUGCUUUCAUAUAAUUUUUACUCAGAUUCAGAUACAUAGGCUAAGCUAAAUGGGGGAUUACUGUGACGAUGAUUAUUAUCAAGAUUAUGAGGAUUAUGAUGAUGAAGAUUCUGUAGAUGGGUUUCAAGUUGACACUCAGUUAGUGGCAGCUAACAAGAGUGGUUCGUCUUCUAUGGUAAUCACUAAAGAAUCUCUCUUGGCUGCACAGAGGGACGACAUUCAUACAGUAAUGGAAUUGCUAUCAUUGGAGGAGCACCAGGCGCGGAGCUUACUCAUUCAUCAUCGCUGGGAUGUUGAUAGGGUGCUUCAGUUACUCAUAGAAAAGGGGAGAGAUAAAUUGUAUGCUGAAGUGGGUGUGACCAUCAUAGAUCAUGAUGACAUUAUCUUACCCGAGUUGUCAUCUAUGAUUGAGUGCAACAUUUGUUUUGAUAAUGUAUCUGCCAGUGAGGUGACUGCCAUGGACUGUGGUCACUUCUUUUGCAACAGCUGUUGGACUCAACAUUUUAUUGUGAAGAUAAAUGAGGGCCAGAGUAGACGCAUUAGGUGCAUGGCGCCCCAGUGCAAUGCUGUCUGUGAUGAUGUUAAAAUCAGACAUUUAGUUAGCAUGCACAAUCCGAAUCUUGCAGAGAAAUUUGAUCGAUUUCUAUUUGAAUCGUAUAUUGAGGACAACAAAAGAGUUAAAUGGUGCCCUAGUGUCCCCCAUUGCGGAAAUGCAAUACGAGUUCAGGAUGAUGAACUUUGUGAGGUUGAAUGUGCAUGUGGUAUACAAUUUUGUUUUAGUUGCUUGUCUGAAGCACACUCACCUUGUUCAUGUAUAAUGUGGGAGCUUUGGUCCAAGAAAUGCGAAGAUGAAUCAGAGACGGUUAAUUGGAUUACAGUCCAUACAAAGCCUUGCCCAAAAUGUCACAAGCCAAUAGAAAAGAAUGGAGGAUGCAACCUAGUAUGCUGUGUUUGUGGGCAAGCAUUUUGUUGGCUCUGUGGUGGUGCUACUGGCAGAGAGCAUACCUGGACUACUAUAGCUAAUCACAGUUGUGGGCGAUACAAAGAAGACCAUUUUAAGAAAACUGGGCGUGCAAAAAGGGAUCUGGAGCGCUAUGUUCACUACUAUAACAGAUACAAGGCCCAUUUAGAUUCUUUUAAGCUUGAAUCUGACCUUAAGGAAGUCAUAAAUGGAAAGAUUUCAACACUGGAAGAGAGGGAUUCAAAAUCUAAAGAUUUCACUUGGAUAAUGAAUGGACUACACAUACUCUUCAGAUCAAGGCGGAUUCUUUCAGCUACCUAUCCAUUUGCAUAUUACAUGUUUGGUGAUGAAUUACUCAAAGAUGAAAUGAAGGACAAGGAGAAGGAAAUUAAAAAGAAUUUGUUUGAGAACCAGCAGCAGCAGUUUGAGGGAAAUGUUGAGAAGCUCUCCUUGUUUCUUGGAGAGGAAUUUGAGUUGUACAAUGAUAAUGAAAUUAUGGAUUUGAGAAUGAGGAUCAUUGCUGUUUCAGUGUCUACUGAUAAUCUCUGCCGAAAUUUGUACGAUCAUAUUGAGAAUGAUUUGUUGGGCUCUCUAACGUGGACAGUUCAUAGGAUAGCUCCUUACAAGUCAAGGGGUGUGCUUAGAAGUUCCUAACUUUCAGAGCACUGACAUUAGCAUGAAAGAACAUCAGCAGGAAAGGUAAGGCUACCAGCAGAAAAGGUAUGGCCAUCUCAAAAUUUCCGGUCAAACUUUUCUUGAUGUUGAAAUUUUCAUUACCUACUUAUCGUUCAUUCAUCUGUUCUAUCUUUUACAUAUGUUAAUAGAAUGAUUAAAAUCCAGCUUAUAGGUUUGCAGUUGAUGAUGGUUGCUUGGUACUCCUCAGAAGAUAUGCUAGCAGAAUUCUUUGUGACAUAUCAUUUAUUAUAGUGAUUCAUCAGCAUCUUUCAAGAGGCACAGCUUAAUUGUGGGUUUUUGUCUGGCCACGUUACUCUUUCUAUAGGAAUGCCUUCCUUCUCCAUAUCGCCCACCCCCUUGAUUUUCUUUAGCAAUAUUAUUGCUUAAAGUUGACCACAUGGCCUUUGAUAAGAUUAGUACGCAAAAAUAUAUGUAUUAUUUUUAAAAAUAUUUAACUCUGUAUAUCUAUCAAGGAAUAGGUGAGUCAUUUCCCUUUCUUCC